AGGAGGAGGGAGCGGGGAGGAGGGAGGAGGGAGGAGCCCCGGGCUCGGGCGCCGCGCAGCCAGCACUAGCAGCCGCGCCUCGGAGUUUGAGCCGCGGCGGGUGGGAGCGCAGCGCGGCGCCGCCCCCCGGCCCCCGGCCCCCGGCCCCGGCGCCCCCCGAGCGGUGGCAGGAGGAGGGCGGGCGGCGGCCGGGCCGGCGGGCGGGCGGCGGACUAUGAGGCGCCCACCAUGGUGCGGUACGACCGCGGGCUGCAGAUGCUGUUGACCACGGCCGGAGCCUUCGCCGCCUUCUCGCUCAUGGCCAUCGCCGUGGGCACCGACUACUGGCUCUACUCCAGCGCGCACAUCUGCAACGGCACCAACCUCACCAUGGACGAGGCGCCCCCGCCCCGCCGCGCCCGCGGCGACCUCACCCACUCGGGGCUGUGGCGGGUGUGCUGCAUCGAAGGUGUUAGCUCCGCCCCUCGGUUGUUUGGGACUCACCUGGGUGCCAGGCCUGCGGGUAGUUCAGCUGGUCCUGCCUAUUUUCAUCUGGAAUCUGCCCCCCCCAUCUCCCAAAGGAAACUGCUUUGCCCUUUGCCCCUUGCCCUUUGCCCUUUGCAGUCAGGAGCUUAGUGCUGAGGCUAAGCGGUUCUUGCAGUCAGGGGAAUAUGCUAUCAAUAAUCAAUAAUCGGGGAGACACAGCCACACAGAGAGUCCGGUUCGCCCAGGGCAGCACGCUCCUCUUUUUCUCUGGGAAAACAUCCUUUCAGUGCGCCCUUUGCUGUCAUCACGACGCCUCCUCCCCUCCCGCUCACCCGGAGAACUUGCGUCACCACCUGCCCCGCCACAGAGCUGCCCAGGCCUCCGCGCCGCGUGGCACAGCGAGUCGGACCACUGUCACCAGUGUCACUGUGGUGUGCACCUGAGAACUCUGUCUGCUUUCUGUGCUGGCAAGCCCGGCCUCUGCAGAGUGGGGCUCUGGUGCCUCCUCUCCUGACUCCUCAUCCUAAUUAGGAUUGACGCUGCUCUUAGCAUCUUGCCAGCUGCCUUGAGCCAUUUGCACUUGGUGUUCAUGGAGAGAGCCCCAAGCUCAUCUGGGCAGCUGGCUGCACUGGCCACAGGAGGGUGGGGUGUUGUCAUCUGGGCGGGGGUGGGGGGUGCUUCACCAAAAGAAAUGGGCUGCCCUGGUCACCUACCAGGGCCCAAAUAGGCCACAUUCAAGGGCCAAAGCAUCUUUGGACCAAUCCAGGGCUGGAGGCACUGGCUCCGAAUUCUUUGUCAGGGGCUGAGUGACAGUUCCUCAAACUGGGUGGAAACUCCCAGCUUAGCUCUUAAAAGCUUGUCCCAAAGGCCAGACGCCA
Messenger RNA from Erinaceus europaeus (western European hedgehog), 1343 nucleotides. RefSeq names its product voltage-dependent calcium channel gamma-4 subunit-like. Gene Ontology annotation, biological process: postsynaptic neurotransmitter receptor diffusion trapping; neurotransmitter receptor internalization; neurotransmitter receptor transport, postsynaptic endosome to lysosome. NCBI's taxonomy places the organism in Eukaryota, Metazoa, Chordata, Mammalia, Eulipotyphla, Erinaceidae. Gene Ontology annotation, molecular function: channel regulator activity; voltage-gated calcium channel activity. The coding region runs from base 229 to 615 and encodes 128 amino acids. The record is from RefSeq and is a predicted model, not a curated record. Gene Ontology annotation, cellular component: AMPA glutamate receptor complex; postsynaptic density membrane. The transcript is spliced from 3 exons.